Vespa crabro (European hornet) is the source of this 1491-nucleotide messenger RNA. RefSeq names its product myosin heavy chain, skeletal muscle, adult-like. NCBI's taxonomy places the organism in Eukaryota, Metazoa, Arthropoda, Insecta, Hymenoptera, Vespidae. The transcript is spliced from 5 exons. The record is from RefSeq and is a predicted model, not a curated record. The coding region runs from base 1 to 1200 and encodes 399 amino acids.
AUGCAGAGUUCUCAAUUAAAUGGAACUUCUGGGUCUAACGUUACAGGCAAUCAAAUUUUUUUAGAAAAAUCAGAAUGUAAUGCAACUGAAAAAGAAUCGAAGUCACUUCGUAGACAAAACUUAAAGUUUCAUUUAAAGGUAGCAAAUUUAACAGAGACCAUCGCCGAUCUACAAAAUAGCAUUUACACAAAAGAUAUUCAAUUGGAGAACAUGCGUAAGGACGGAGAAAGAUUGUCAGCUGAAUUAAAGAAACAACAGAGAUGUAAUAGAAAUCUUAAACAACAGCUGGAUGAUGAGAGAUAUUUUUAUCAGAGAGAGAAGGAUCACUUUUGCGAAGAGAUUCAACGUCAUAAAAACAAAUGUACAAACAAUGGGUUGAAGUUACAAGAGCAACGAUGGAAAGAAUUGAAGGAUGUAAGAGACUCAUUAGAUGAGGAAAAUAAACAAUUGCGCGAGGAGUUAGCUGAGAAGAGUGAGAUCACAUAUAAUUUGUGUAUUAAAUUUCUGCGUAUGAAGCAUGCAAAGGACACGCUUAGACAUAAGUUUGAUCAGUUGCACCGGGAACACUUAAGAGUAAUGGAAGAAAUGAUGGAGAAGCUCGACGAAGCUAGGGAAGAACUUAAUGUGAUUAUAUCGGAGAAGUUUCAAGAACCAUUGCCAGUUAACAAGGCUAAAUUCUUGCAAGUCGUACAAAGAAAUACUCGAUUGGUUUAUGAGAAUGCGACUUUGAGAGUACAGAUUCAGCAUCUUACGCAAACUUUAAAUAAAUUGAAGAACUAUACGGAGAAGCCUAAAGCAAUUAAAGUUGAUGCACGUAUUAUAGCGAAACUUGCUACUCAAAGUCGUAGAAGGCAAGAUUCGGAAAUAAUUCGAAAAUGUGUUGCAACAUCUUGUGUUACCCAACCAGUAAAUAUAUCGGCCAGCAAUUCGAGUACAAAUAACAGCAAAUCGGCUGAUAAAACAACAAAUGAAAAAGCAGCCUCAAAGAUUCGGGCUAAAGCUUGUGAUAAAUAUAAGUUUGUAACCGUAAAGGAAGACUCUCAAGAAACAAGUUCGAUUAAAUCUAAAGUUGGAUGUAUAAAAGAGAAUAAAGAAAAAGAAAUGGAUCAAAAUAAUUCCACUUCUACGACCAGUACGGAUAGUACAACGGAACAUUUACAAAAAUAUAUUGAAGUACGUGACGUGUGUACGAACACGUGACAGGAGAAGUGAAAAGUAGUUUUUAAAAUCGAUUAUAUGUUAGUGAUUCAUGUUCGCUAUUUCAAAAGGAACACCUAUAUUAAUAAAAUUUCCCUAACAUUUGACGUAAAUAUACCUUUAAAAAAAAAAAAAAAAAAAAAGGUACAGUGAAAAUAUUGACAAAUGUACGUUUAAAUACGUUAUAGAAAUCCUUGUUUUUUGUUAAUUAUAAUAAUGCUUGAAGAAAUGAAAAUAAGAAAGUUGGAAAUAAUUCAUUUAAUCUAAAGGAAUGAGAAUAUAUUUACAAAUGAU